AUGAAAUUUCAGGAGUCUGAUGUAAAGGAUAUCACUGAAAGAUACGAUUCAGGCUGCACGUGGAAUCUAUCUAUCUAUCUAUCUAUCUAUCUAUCUAUCUAUCUGAGACUGACUGAUUAUCUAUCUAUCUAUCUAUCUAUCUAUCUAUCUGAGACUACUAUCUAUAUCUAUCUAUCUAUCUAUCUACUUAUCUAUCUAUCUAUCUAUCUAUCUGAGACUGUUGAUUAUCUAUCUAUCUAUCUAUCUAUCUAUCUAUCUAUCUAUCUAUCUGAGACUGUUGACUAUCUAUCUAUCUAUCUAUCUAUCUAUCUGAGACUGUUGAUUAUCUAUCUAUCUAUCUAUCUAUCUAUCUAUCUAUCUAUCUAUCUAUCUGAGACUUUUUCUUCCUUAUCACCAUUUUGUCUUGAUACCUGCCUAAAAAUCUAUCGCAUAUCUUUCCUUUCUCGACAUGUGUAG
Molecule: messenger RNA, 456 nt
Organism: Acanthosepion pharaonis
Lineage: Eukaryota; Metazoa; Mollusca; Cephalopoda; Sepiida; Sepiidae
Source: the annotation of a GenBank genome assembly